AUGCGGGCCGCAUACGAGGCCUUCAGGGACGGCCUGGGCGCCGACUCCAUCGCAGCGGCCGCGGGGCCGGACCCGGACGCGGGGCCGUCGUUUUACGCGUGGAUGUACGUGGGCCUGUACCAUGAGGCGCACGGGGACGCAGCGUCCGCCAAGGAGGCUAUGCUGAGGGCGGUGCGGACGCGGUAUGCGCAGCAGAGCGGCGACUACAUGGCGGACCUGGCGCGCGUGCACUGCAAGCGGCGGGGCUGGGCAGAUGCGUAG
Messenger RNA from Monoraphidium neglectum, 261 nucleotides. RefSeq lists its product as hypothetical. Lineage: Eukaryota; Viridiplantae; Chlorophyta; Chlorophyceae; Sphaeropleales; Selenastraceae. Gene Ontology annotation, cellular component: chloroplast. The record is from RefSeq and is a predicted model, not a curated record. Bases 1 to 261 code for a protein of 86 amino acids. The transcript has 2 exons.